AUGCUGUCCACCAGCGCGCGCGCGUGUGCUGUCGUCCUGCUCGUGCGACUGCUGUGCGUUGUGUCGGCGACGAGCUAUAUCUCGUCGUUCUCGGAUGCUGCUUGCACCCAGCUGCUCAAUGAGUGGGACGGUCCAAACGGCUAUCCCAAUGGCUCGUGUACGAGCAUACGCACCAAGGCUCAAGGCCAGGUUGAGAGUUUCAUGAUCACUGCCACUCUUUACACCAGUGAUGGCGAAGACAUGUGCAGCGAAAAUGCCAUAACUUUCCUGGCCGAUGUGCAGACCUGCUACAACUCUUCCUGGGUCUACUACAGCAUCGAUUCUUGCACGCCAGGCGGCACAUCCUACACCCGCCCGUCCAGCUCCGAUUCGGGCGAUAACAGCACGCUUAUCGGUGCAAUCGUUGGAGGUGUCAUCGGCGGCGUCACGCUUUUGGCACUGAUCCUUCUCGUCCCGCUGUUCUUCUGCUUCAUCCGGCCGCGGCGAAAACUCCUCCGCGAACAAAAGGCCGCACUUCAAGCCUAUGAGCUGCAGCUACAGCAGCAACAAACAUCCCCCAAUCAAUCCAAAGAGCCUUCAGCCUUCCACAUCCCCGCAGAACUCGGGCCAGGCCAACCGAAACAUGAGCUUCCGGAAACGACAAAAUCCCAUCCGGUCGAGCUUUCAGGUCCAUUCGACCGCAACAUGUCGGAUGAGGAGAAGGGCCUGCAUAUGAGAUAA
Lasiodiplodia theobromae is the source of this 720-nucleotide messenger RNA. RefSeq lists its product as uncharacterized. The coding region runs from base 1 to 720 and encodes 239 amino acids. NCBI's taxonomy places the organism in Eukaryota, Fungi, Ascomycota, Dothideomycetes, Botryosphaeriales, Botryosphaeriaceae. The transcript is spliced from 3 exons. The record is from RefSeq and is a predicted model, not a curated record.